CUCGACAUAGAUGCGCGUCCCUACAGCUGUAGGUAGGCACCUGUGUCCUCGGCCCCGAUACCCGUCGCUUUGGUGAUAGGUGUGAGUGCGUUCGUGAUGGUUGCUCUGCCGGUGUCGCUGGCGUGCCUGACGCGUCUGCUGCUGUGUAUAUAUGUAGAUGGCUUUGUUGGCUCGGUGGGUGGGUGCAGGGCCUUGUCUCUCGUUCUGUCGUUCUGUCGUUCUGUCGUGUCGUUGUGGGUGGUUUGGUUGUUUGGUUGGUUGGUGGGAGGAGUUGGUAACACCUCUUCGUUCGUUCGUUCGUUCGUUUGCCGUUUGGUGCUUGCCGUUAGUAGUGUUAGUAUUGGUGUUGGUGUAGGUGCUGGUUUCAGUCAGUGCUAGUUAGCGUUAGUAGUGUUAGUGUCAGUAUCAGUUAGUUGGUCAGUCAGUCAGUCAGUCAGUCAGUGUCAGUGUCAGUGUCUGUUAGGUAUGCCUGCCUCUCUGCCGCC
Molecule: messenger RNA, 485 nt
Organism: Aplosporella prunicola CBS 121167
Lineage: Eukaryota; Fungi; Ascomycota; Dothideomycetes; Botryosphaeriales; Aplosporellaceae
Exons: 1
Coding region: 97-378 (93 amino acids)
Source: RefSeq, a predicted model, not a curated record